AUGGGUUCCUGGAAGGGGGCCGAGCUCUCGGCGCUGACCCCGCUGCGAGCUCUGUGGCUCUCGCUGGCCGCUGUCUUCCUGCUCACCCUGCUGUUGCAGCUUGUGCCUCCCGGCCUGCUCCCGAGCUCCACACUCUUCCAGGACCUGAUCCGCUAUGGGAAAACCAAGCGUUCUGGGCCGUCUCGCCCGGCCGCCUGUCGGGCCUUUGAUGUCCCCAAGAGGUAUUUUUCUCACUUCUAUAUCCUCUCAGUGCUGUGGAAUGGCUUCCUACUUUGGCGCCUGACUCAGGCUGUGUUCCUGGGAGCACCUUUUCCAAGCUGGCUUCAUGGUUUGCUCAGAAUUCUUGGGGCUGCACAGUUCCAAGGGGGUGAACUGGCGCUGUCUGCCUUCUUAGUGUUAGUGUUUCUGUGGCUACACAGCUUGCGAAGACUCUUCGAGUGCUUCUAUGUGAGUGUCUUCUCCAAUGCUGUGAUUCACGUCGUGCAGUACUGUUUCGGACUUGCCUACUACGUCCUAGUUGGCCUAACUGUGCUGAGCCAAGUGCCAAUGGAUGGCAGGGAUGUCUAUGUGAUAGGGAGAAAUCUCUUGAUGCAAGCUCGUUGGUUCCACAUCCUCGGAAUGAUGAUGUUCAUCUGGUCAUCUGCCCAUCAGUAUCAGUGCCACGUCAUUCUCGGCAAUCUCAGGAAAAAUAAAGCAGGAGUGGUCAUUCACUGUAACCACCGAAUACCUUUUGGAGACUGGUUUGAAUACGUUUCUUCCCCUAACUACUUAGCAGAGCUGAUGAUCUACAUUUCCAUGGCUGUCACCUUUGGAUUCUACAACUUAACUUGGUGGCUCGUGGUGACAUAUGUCUUCUUUAGCCAGGCCCUGUCUGCUUACUUCAGCCACAAAUUCUACAAAAGCAAAUUUGUCUCCUACCCAAAGCAUAGGAGAGCUUUCCUACCAUUUCUGUUUUGAAAUAACCUCAGUCAUAAAGAAUGCAAAUCAGGUGACAGGUGUGAUUCCUAAGGACAACCAAAACUACAGACCAAAGUACAGUUUCUGCAGAAAUGUUUGAAACUCUGUUCCAUUUUUAUACCCCAAAGUCUUUACUGAAUGGGCAAAGUAUUACCCAUCAAGAAAAUUAAUCUUCAAAGAAGAAAUACUCUAUCAGACCUAGGAGUGAUGUGUCUGCUGUCUGAGGUACUUUAUAAAACCAACCAACUGCUAAAGAGUGCAUGAGACUUCUCCAAGCCACUUCAAAAGCAAACUAACCAAGCAUACAUGAACAGCUUUGAACAUACACACAUAUACACAAAGGAAGAGAGGAGAUCACUUGUGCCCUUGAUGUUAGGGACAAAUUAACUAGACUACAUAAUAUGCAGUAUACAGAGGCUCAGUAACUGUUGCAUCUCAGUAAAAGCAGAAUAGCCUUUGAAAAUAAUAUAUUUCAUACCAGAUUCAGGGAAAAAUUAGUUUGUUGCAGUUAGUUUAUACUUUUCACACAUUACCACAAAGACUUCCAGUUGUGUAACCAUCAAUAGUAAUUUCCACACCUCCCACUGAAAUUAUAGCCUAACAAAGUUGAAACCUCUUUUAUUUAUACUUCUUUGCCAUUUUUUUCAGGGGAGUACCUUAAAAAGUGAAAACAUCUAAAAGUAAAGUAUUUUUAUAUUUAUGCUUAAAAAGCCUCCAUGAAUGGAAUUGACUUGCACUCCAGCUGGAGAGUACUAUAGACUCAUAUUGAAUUAUUGUCUGCCUUAGUUCAUUUAAAUUAAUUGAAUCUGAAGGUAUUUAGGAAUAAAGUUGACACUUAAAAUAGCAUAUGUUAAAGAAAAUACCCAUUAUUAAAUCAAAGAGAAAUAAAUGCAUGGUGUGAAAGAAAAAAUCUGGAAAUAUAUACUAUAGCCUGAGCAACACAGGAAAAAAUUGCACAUGUGUGCAAAGUAAGGUUUACUCGUUAAUUGUGGUGUUAACUUUAUUGCUUUUAUAUAGAUGUCCUCUAAGGUACAUCUAUAUAAGUUUUGCACUAAUAUGUACCUUGCUAUGGGAAGAAAAACAUCAUUAUUAACCAGACCUUUAUCAAAUGCACAGUCUAAGAAUGUCCUCCCCAUCCCCAUCCCUGGAGUAGUGAACAGAAGCUAUUAAAUUGAGAUUCUUUUUAAACUUUCAAUAUAUGCAUAUCAAAGCACAUUCUAAA
Manis javanica (Malayan pangolin) is the source of this 2179-nucleotide messenger RNA. It is a transcript of the gene SRD5A3, whose product is annotated as steroid 5 alpha-reductase 3. Gene Ontology annotation, biological process: dolichol-linked oligosaccharide biosynthetic process; polyprenol catabolic process. Gene Ontology annotation, molecular function: 3-oxo-5-alpha-steroid 4-dehydrogenase activity. The record is from RefSeq and is a predicted model, not a curated record. Gene Ontology annotation, cellular component: endoplasmic reticulum. Lineage: Eukaryota; Metazoa; Chordata; Mammalia; Pholidota; Manidae.